Messenger RNA from Lonchura striata (white-rumped munia), 2240 nucleotides. The record is from RefSeq and is a predicted model, not a curated record. NCBI's taxonomy places the organism in Eukaryota, Metazoa, Chordata, Aves, Passeriformes, Estrildidae.
CACAAGUUCCUCCACAGAAGUUGAUCCCACCAGGACCCAAACUCAUUGAAGCUGGUCCCAGCAGGACCCAGCUCCACCAGGAGGUCCCCGUGUCUCCAUGGAGGCUUGGCGCCAAUGUGCCCACUGGCUGGUGGCCGCGCGCGUCCUGCCCGCCGGCCACCGGGCCAGCAGCGCCGGGGGCCAGGUGUGGGACCUGGCGCAGGCGCUGCGCGACGGGGUCCUGCUGUGCCACCUCCUCAACGCCCUCCUGCCCCGCGCCGUGCCACCGCGGGACAUCUGCCCCCGGCCACAGAUGUCACAGUUCCUGUGCCUGAGGAACAUCCGCACCUUCCUGACCGCCUGCGCCGACAAAUUCGGGCUCCCCAAGCACCGGCUCUUCGGCGCCUUCGACCUCUUCGACGUCCAGGACUUCGGCAAGGUGAUUGAGACGCUCUCGACGCUCUCCUGGACCCCCAUCGCACAGAGCAAAGGACUCACCGACACGGCCGAGGAGGACGAUGACCUCUACGACUGCGUCGAGGCCGAAGGCGACGACGGCGACGACGUCUAUGAGGACCUGAUGAGGCUGGAGCCAACCCCGGCCACGCACUUCCUGCGGCCACUGCGGCACUUCCUGAGCCCCCGGGACAUGGAGAGCGUCUUCAUCAACGUGGAGGAGCUGCUGGAGCUGCACCGCCGCUUCCUGGGGGAGCUGCGGGGGGCGCUGGGGGGGCCCGGGGGGGGGUUCCUGCUCUACGGCCGCUACUGCAGCCAGGUGGAGGCGGCGGCGCGGCGCCUGGACGAGCUCUCGGCCUGCACCGACCUGCGCAUGAAGCUCCAGGUCAGGACACCUGGAGGCCGGUCCAGGGCAGCCACGGGGACACCCCGUGGAGCGCGGUGGUCUCAGGGACGCGGUGCCACCCUUGUCCCCGUGCCCAGGUACGGCUUCCUGCUGGACAAGGCCCUGAUCAUCUGCAAGCGCCGCGGGGACUCCUACGAGACCAAGGACGUGGUGGACCUCCAGAGCCACCAACUGCACGAUGGUGGCCUCGGAGCCCGUGACGGCAAGAAGUGGUCCCACACCUUCACGCUGCUGGACGCGGCCGGGCUGCCGGGCUACGAGCUCUUCUUCAAGACGAGCGAGCUGAAGAAGAAGUGGCUGGAGCAGUUCGAGAUGGCCCUGUUCCUGGGUGGGCUCAGGUCAAUCAUGGACUGGUCAGUCAUGGACUGGUCAGUUCUGGACGGGUCAGUCAUGGACCGGUUAGUCCUGGAUGGGUCAGUCACGGACUGGUCAGUCCUGGGUGGGUCAGUCACGGACCAGUCAGUCCUGGACGGGGGCACCUUCUACCAGGGCUAUCGCUGCGGCCGCUGCCGGGCCCCCGCCCACAAGGAGUGCCUGGGGCGCCUCGGGGCCUGCGGGAAGGCCGGGAGCGGUGAGCGGCAUUGUGGGAGUGGGCGGGUCCUCGUGGGAGGUCGGAACGUGGCCAGUGGGGAGCUGGGCUGGUUCCCCCGAAGCGCCGUCAAACCUUUCGUGGCCGCGCCGCUGCCGGAUCUCUCCGUCUACCCGUGGUUCGGGGGGUCCCUGGAGCGCUCCGAGGCCGAGCUCGCGCUCUCCUCCCGCUCCGACGGCGCUUUCCUGGUGCGGCAGCGGCUGCGCGAGCCCGGAGACUUCGCCAUCAGCGUCAAGUUCCGCGGGCAGGUGAAGCACAUCAAGGUGACGGCGAGCGAGGGCCUGUACCGGGUGACCGAGAGGAAAGCGUUCCGCGGGCUGCUGGAGCUGGUGGAGUUCUACCGGCGGAAUUCGCUCCGCGAUUGCUUCAAGGCGCUGGACACGACCCUGGCCCUGCCCUACCGGGACCCCGAGAGCCGCGAGGGACCCCGAGAGCCCGGUGCCACCCGCGCGUUCGGCUCGGCCAAGGCGCGCUACGCCUUCAGCGCGCGGGACCGGACGGAGCUGUCGCUGCGGGAGGGGGACAUCGUGCGCGUCCUCAGCAAGAGGGGACAGCCGGGCUGGUGGAAGGGAGAGGUCUACGGACGGGUCGGUUGGUUUCCCGCCAAUUACGUGGACGAGGAUUUCUCGGAUUAUUGCUGAUCCCGCGGAUUAUCGCCGAUUUUCGGGAAUUAUCGCCGAUUUUCGGGAAUUAUCGCCGAUUUUCGGGAAUUAUCGCCGAUUUUCAGGAAUUAUCGCCGAUUUUCGGGAAUUGUGGCCGAUUUUCGGGAAUUAUUGCCAAUUCUGAGAAUUAUAGCUGAUUUUUGGGAAU